Messenger RNA from Pochonia chlamydosporia 170, 639 nucleotides. RefSeq lists its product as hypothetical. Bases 1 to 639 code for a protein of 212 amino acids. NCBI's taxonomy places the organism in Eukaryota, Fungi, Ascomycota, Sordariomycetes, Hypocreales, Clavicipitaceae. The record is from RefSeq and is a predicted model, not a curated record. The transcript is spliced from 4 exons.
AUGAUCCUCGAGACCUGGUCUUGGCAGUGUUACGACGGCCAGAGCAUUUUACUCAGACCUCGGGCAGUCAACUGUUCAACACUCCCAAGACACCAGACCAGAGCCUACCUUGACAAGGCCCUCCCCCACAAGCUGUCUGGCCGCGCCCCCAGUCACCCUCUUCCGUUUUCGUGUGUCUCUGCCCAGACGAAAGUUGAACACCCCUCGUCGGACUCUUCCAAGAACAUCCUUGCUGGGGCAUUGACACUCCUCGACUCUGGGACUGAAGCCGUACUCGGCGCGUUGGCUUGCCCGGUCCUGCAAUCACCAAAAGGCAAAAUCCCGACGUCUAUCAUCACUGACUUCUCAGCCUGCGCAGCCAUACCAUCGCUGGGACUCCCAAGAACUUCAGACACCAAACUCGCAUCCACCCUCCCACAACACUGGGAACGAAUCUACCUUGACCCGCGGGCCAACCGUAGCUCGUCCUGCAUUACACCCACCAAGCCCAAACCAGCCCACUGGACGACCAUCAGGGCGGCGAAUAGAAAGAACGACGCGCUCGGCCUGGAUACGCAUCCGCAUCCGCGUUCUGUUACUACACUCGCACGACCUGGUCGCGACCGACUCGAUUUUCCAUCACCACAGAAUAGUACUUGA